AUGCCGCGGCACCCCGGGGCAUGCCGGGGCAUGCCGUGGCAAAGUGCUGGAAUGCCGCGGCACGCCGUGGCAUGCCGUGGUAAAAUGCUGGCCCUACUUUGGCAAUUUAAAAUUUAUAAAACUGAUGUUCAAGUCUCUCAUGAGGCUACUACUCUAGCUGAACAGUUAAAAGAUUUCAGUUUCAUAGUUUCAUUGGUUGUUUGGUAUGACAUACUUUUUCAAAUUAACGUCGUUAGUAAAUCUCUACAAUCACCAGAUAUAGAUCUCAGUAAAUGCACAGAAAUGUUGAAAAAAUGCUGCACUUUCUUGAAGGAAUAUAGAAAUACAGGCUUUAAAAGCGCCAUUUCAACUGCAAAAGAAUUGGCUGAAGAACUGGAAGUUGAACCUGUGUUUAAGGCCACAAAAAGAAUUCGAUUUGUUAAGCGUCAAGCUGAUGAAACUGCCCGCGACGAGCCUAUUGUUUCUCCUGAAAAGAAAUUUGAGGUAGAAUUUUUCAACUCUCUCUUGGACGCUACAUUAAUUUCAGUUAAUGAAAGAUUUGAACAGUUCAAUGAGUACUCGGAUUGCUGGUCUUUUUUGUACAAUAUAAAACAGAUUCCUGAAAAACCCGACCUUGUCAAACUCUGUAGUGAUCUCCAAUUGAAAUUAACUGUGAAUUCUAAAUCAGAUAUAGAUGGUUGUAUGUUGUGUGAUGAACUCAUAAGCCUGAAAUCUUUUUUGCCUGAUCAGAAUGUGGCUACCCCUGCUUAUGUUUUAAAUUUUAUUAAAGAUCGCAACUUACAGGAACUGUAUCCAAAUGUAUGGAUAGCAUUUCGAAUAUUACUGACUAUACCUGUAACGGUUGCUAGUGGAGAAAGAAGUUUUUCCAAGCUAAAGCUGAUUAAAACAUAUCUACGAUCGACAAUCUCUCAAUCUAGAUUAACAAACUUAGCAACUUUAUCAAUCGAAAACGAAAUUGCAGAAAACAUGGACUUUGAACGUCUAAUAAGGAGUUCGCCGAUGUAA
Molecule: messenger RNA, 1005 nt
Organism: Spodoptera frugiperda (fall armyworm)
Lineage: Eukaryota; Metazoa; Arthropoda; Insecta; Lepidoptera; Noctuidae
Product: 52 kDa repressor of the inhibitor of the protein kinase-like
Exons: 2
Coding region: 1-1005 (334 amino acids)
Molecular function (GO): protein dimerization activity
Source: RefSeq, a predicted model, not a curated record